AGUGUGUGUUAAUGUGUGUGUGGGAGAGAGGGAGAGAAGAGUGGAGUUCAGUGUCAGUGACACACACCAUGUUGUUGGUGCUGUAGGGUCCGAGCGCAGGAGCCUCUUCAGGGCGCUCAGAGCUGGCAGAAGGCGGACACAGAGGUGAGAGAUGCGGGCGCAGCGUCUGAAGGAGGCGCGCUGUUGUGAUUCUCUUCAUCGUGAAGCUCACUCCUCCUCCUCCCGCUCCUCCUGUCGCUCCUGCUGCCGUUGCGCGCUCCGCGCUCCCCAUCGAUCCAUUUAACGGCUUCGCACCGGAUCAAUCAGUGGGACUAUGUGAGCACCAUGCUCGCGGUGAGAUGCCUGCUGUUCGCUGCAGCGUGUGCCACAGCUCUGCAGGGAGAGCUCCCUCUCGCAGACGAGGUCGUUCAGCCCAAGCGGCUCCUGCAUCAGAUCUACUCACAGGAGGAGCUGCUUCACAGCCGCCUGGACACCAGAGUCCGAAACCACAGCGCCGGAGAGCAGCCGGUCCAUCUGGCCCAGUGCAGCUUCCUGGUGAAGGCCUUUGGCACUUCUUUCAUCCUUGACCUGGAACUCAACCAUAAUCUCCUGUCUACAGAGUAUGUGGAGCGGCACUAUGAGGAUGAUGGGCAGCUGUCAGAAAGUAUGGGGGGAGAGCAUUGCUACUACCACGGGCAAGUGCGAGGGAUACACGGCUCCUGGGCCGCGCUGUCCACCUGCCAUGGCCUGCGUGGGAUGUUCUCCGAUGGGAACUUCUCUUAUGUGAUUGAGCCAGUUGGCCGUGGAGAGGAGCACAAUGACCACACUGUGCACCGCAUGCCAGGCAUUGACCUCUUCCAACCUCCAUGUCCAGGAUGCUCUGUGAACAGCACUCGGCCUGAGGAGCAGCCAGAUGGCCUCAGUGAAGGAGACGAGUGGUCUGAGGAUGGAAAGCCCGUCGCUGCAGGACGACUGAGACGCUCAAAGAGACAAGUGCGGCGAGGCCAGCGCACGGUCCAAACCGAGACCAAGUACAUCGAGCUGAUGGUGGUGAACGACCAUGAGCUGUUUGUGCAGCUCCGCCGCUCGACCACACAGACAAAGAACUUUGCCAAAGCAGUGGUGAACAUGGCCGACGCGAUCUACAAGGAGCAGCUCAACACUCGCAUCGUCCUGGUCUCCAUGGAAACCUGGUCGUCUGAAAACAGAAUCUCUGUCGGCGACGAUGCCCUGCUCACCCUGCGAGACUUCAUGAAGUACAGGAAGGAGAGCAUCAAGGAGCGCUGCGACGCUGUGCACCUCUUCUCUGGGAGGACAUUCAUGAGCAGCCGCAGUGAGGCCGCCUUCAUCGGGGGCAUCUGCUCACUCAGCAGGGGGGGAGGCAUUAAUGAGUUUGGCAGUGUGGGUCCCAUGGCCAUCACAUUGUGUCAGAGUCUUGGUCAGAACAUCGGCAUGCUGAGGAAUAAGGAGCGACCAGCUGCAGGAGACUGCAGGUGUCCAGAUCCCUGGCUGGGCUGCAUCAUGGAGGAUACAGGUUACUACCUGCCUCGGAAGUUUUCUCGCUGCAGUAUCGACGAGUACCUGCGCUUCCUCCAGCAGGGAGGAGGCAGCUGCCUCUUCAACAAGCCCAGCAAGCUCUUUGACCCACCAGAGUGUGGUAAUGGAUAUGUUGAGCUGGGAGAGGAGUGUGACUGUGGAUCACUAGUGGAUUGUGCUCGCAGUGGAGCCAACUGCUGUAAAAAGUGUACACUUACCCACAAUGCCAUGUGCAGUAACGGCCUCUGCUGCAGGGACUGUAAGUACGAGCUGAGAGGCGUGACGUGCCGAGAAACCGUUAAUGACUGUGACAUCCCUGAGACCUGCACAGGAGACUCCAGUCAGUGUCCUCAUAAUGUCCACAAACUGGACGGCUACACGUGCGAUGUUGGCCAGGGUCGUUGUUAUGGAGGUCGCUGUAAGACCAGAGACAGCCAGUGCAGGACUCUGUGGGGCUACAACUCGGCGGACAGGUUCUGCUAUGAGAAGCUGAACUCUGAGGGCACAGAGAAAGGAAACUGUGGCCCGGACUCCUCCGGUCAGGGAUGGAUGCCGUGCAACAAGCAAGACGUUCUGUGUGGUCUGCUGCUGUGCACUAAUCUGACAGAGAAGCCCAGGUUUGGCGAGCUGAUCGGGAAGCUCACGAGUCUGACUAUCCACCAUCAGAACAGAUACCUGGACUGCAGGGGAGGCCAUGCUGUACUGGAUGAUGGUUUAGACCUUGGCUACGUGGAGGACGGGACGCCAUGUGGGCCAAACAUGAUGUGCACGGAGCGCCGCUGCAGCGCCGUGAACACGUUCAACCUCAGCACCUGCCCGGGUUCAUCGUCCUCCCGUAUCUGCUCUCACCACGGGACAUGCAGUAAUGAGAUGAAGUGUAUCUGUGAUCCAGACUUCACCGGGAAAGACUGUAGCGUCUUUGACCCAAUCCCCAUCCCAACCGCACCAGACGGUCCAGAAAAGCACAAAGGUCCCAGUGGCACCAAUAUCAUAAUAGGUUCGGUUGCUGGUGCAAUUCUGGUGGCAGCCAUCAUCCUGGGGGGAACAGGCUGGGGAUUUAAAAACAUCCGAAGAGGAAGAUCUUCAUGAGUUUGACUGUUGAUCUGUCCUGUCUUCCUCACACUGUGUCCAGUCCACUCUGAGGAGACAAAAAAAAGACAUGUCUUCCACCUACUUUAUUUCCCCCUGUUUGGCUUUUCCUGCUGUUCUCUCUCUCUCUCUCUUCAGCUAAUGUUCUCUCCCUCUGAAAAAAGACUUUUUUGUUUGUUUUUAAAGUGUAGUACAGAAAACAGGAGACUUACACAAAUGUCCACAAACGUCCACGUUGCUGUGACCUGAAAGGACGUUUGUGUCCCGGACACAGAAGUGUCAUUAGUUCUUAGUUUUCUUUAACCACAGGUUACAGCUGAUCUUCUGCCAUAUCGACUGUUAUUGUUCUUUAGUGAUUUCACUGGAAAAGGCUAAUUGUACUCAGUGCCACAUUAUGAUAAGACCAACCUUAUAAAGGAUUUAUAUUGUAAUUAGUUAUUGUAAACAACCUUGUUCAUGUCGAACUAUAGUUAAGGAGAAACUAAACCGUUGACAAUUCAAGGUUUACAAAAAAAUAUAUAAAAUGCUUUGCAAAAGACAAUAUAAAGAAAAGAGACACGUCGAAAGAAAUUCAAUCCUUAAAUUAAUAUAAAUUAAACAGUGUAGUGUAAACAUAAUAUAAUAAGAAUUUGAUUUGAAGCAGUCCUGCAGUUGUUUUGGAGUUCUUUCUAGAUCCGUGGAGCAAAGAAACAUGUUCUGUUCUGUCAGGACGACCUCAUGCACCGCUGGAUUAUUCAUAAUAUUAUAGCAGCAAAUCAGAAAUGUGCUUUGUCCCUAAGCUGUUAAGCUGUCAGUUUUCACACAUGUGAUAUGGUCGUAUAAAGUACUGUUUAUAAACAGGAAGUGCGAACUAUUACUGUUUAUAUAUUUUACACAGAUGAUUGUAGCUUCAUACAUUUGAUCAGGCUCACAGGUAUAAUAUGGGCUCAAUAUUAUAGAAAGCAAUAAACCACGGUCAAAUGUGUAAUCACACCAUAUUCAUGAUUUAUAAAACUAUUUUUUACUCACCUUAACCAAGGUUGGAAUAAACGUAGGUGUCACACCAGCUCUCCAUGUCACCUGGUCGUGUCACUUCACACUGCACAACAUCAGGAAAAUAAGGCCUAACUUUACUCAGUGAGCCGCUCAAUCACUGCACUGUAAAAGAUCCUUUAACAACCUAAAAGAGCACAUGUCACUCUGCUGCUCAUCGACCUCCACUGCAGCCCAAAAGCUACUUCUUAGUUACUUAUGUGCCCACAGACUAUGAUGCAUAUGCUCCGUCUCGACCACUGCGUUUCUCUGUCCCAAUCUCAGUCCAGAUUGCUCUCAUUUGUGGUUCCAUGUUGGUGGAGCGAGCUCCUUAAUCUGCUAUCAGAGCCGCAGACUCUCUCUGCCCUUGAGAAAACUCAUCGCCUUCUCUCUAAAAUCCCUCACCACCACUAGUCUUACCACAUGUCUUUCCUCCUGAUGCUCUCUCACUGAGCUGCAGCUCUAAUUAAUUGUAGUUUUUAUAUUUAAUUAAUAUUUUCUAUUAACAUUGAAUGUUUCCUUUGACAUUUUAACCGUAGUACCUGUAUGUUGAUCACUUGUAUGUCAUUUUGGAGACAAACGUCUGCCAAGUGACUACAUUUCAAUAUUCUAUAAAGUACCUAAAAGGGAUACUUGAGUAAAAGUUCAAGUAUCUUUACCAGA
This is a messenger RNA of Solea senegalensis (Senegalese sole), 4278 nucleotides long. RefSeq names its product ADAM metallopeptidase domain 11 (gene adam11). The coding region runs from base 325 to 2604 and encodes 759 amino acids. Gene Ontology annotation, molecular function: metalloendopeptidase activity. The record is from RefSeq and is a predicted model, not a curated record. Gene Ontology annotation, biological process: proteolysis. The transcript has 27 exons. Lineage: Eukaryota; Metazoa; Chordata; Actinopteri; Pleuronectiformes; Soleidae.